Messenger RNA from Miscanthus lutarioriparius, 537 nucleotides. Lineage: Eukaryota; Viridiplantae; Streptophyta; Magnoliopsida; Poales; Poaceae. The record is from the annotation of a GenBank genome assembly.
AUGGGCAACAGCCUGCGGUGCUGCCUGGCGUGCGUGCUGCCGUGCGGCGCGCUGGACCUGGUGCGGAUCGUGCACCUCAGCGGCCGCGUCGACGAGUACGGCCGCGCCGUGUCGGCCGGGGAGGUGCUGGCAGCGCACCCCAACCACGUGCUCAGCAGGCCCUGCUCGUCGCCGCAGGGGGUGGUGCGCAGGAUCCUCAUCGUGUCGCCGGACUCGGAGCUGGAGCGCGGGGAGAUCUACUUCCUCAUCCCGGCCGCGUCCGUGCCCGACGCCAAGAAGGCCGCCGGCGGCGGUGCUGGCACGCCGAGCCGGCACGUGCGCAGCAAGUCGGAAGGGAGCGUCGUCGCUGCCGUGACCGACCGGCAGCUGGGGCUCGGCGCCGAGUCGCCGCCGGAGAAGGAGGCGCCCGCGCCCGCCGCCAAGAAGAAGCAACAGCACAAGAGGGCGGCCGCGCAGCAGCAUCGGCGGCGCAUGAGCACCGGCAGCCACGCCGCGCCGUGGCAGCCGCACCUCGCCUGCAUCGCCGAGGACCUCUGA